Molecule: messenger RNA, 1740 nt
Organism: Colletotrichum fioriniae
Lineage: Eukaryota; Fungi; Ascomycota; Sordariomycetes; Glomerellales; Glomerellaceae
Source: RefSeq, a predicted model, not a curated record
AUGGAGGAGCUUCUAGACGCUUUUGCACUACUCGCUACUCAGAUAGAUCUUCCUGUGAGAUUUUGUUUCUUCAUCGAUGGUCUCGAUGAGUAUACGGAUCGAGCAAAGCGGUAUGACAACACAUUUGAGGAUCUUCUUCGAGUUAUGCAAGACUUAGCAUCUUCGCCUUCUUUCAAGAUUUGUGCUUCGAGCCGCCCAUGGGAUGCCUUCCUGGACGCUUUUGGCGUCCAGCCAUGGCAACUUCGAAUGGAAGACUUGACCAGAGACGACAUCCGCACCUAUGUCACGGACACAUUGUGCAACAACGAUGACUUUGCGGCCCUUACAAAACAAGAUGGCCGCUGCUCUCGAGUAGCCGAAACAAUUGUCAACAGAGCUCAGGGUGUGUUCCUGUGGAUAUACCUUGUCGUGGAGUCUCUGAAGAACGGUCUUGCAAAAGGAGACACGUUCAGAGAAUUGCAGAGUCGAGUUGACGAGCUUCCAGCUGACCUGGAAGAGUAUUUCCAGCACAUGAUCGAGUCAAGAGAGCCGAUAUACUGGGAAAGCACGUCUUGCAUCUUCAAAAUCAUGAUUAAAUCCGGUCAAGCGCUGCCGCUUUUAGCCUUUCAAUUUCUCGAACAGGAGGAAGAAAGCGCGAGCUAUGCGUUGCAAAGGAAGUUCGCCUCCAUUUUGCCCGAAAAUGUGGAAAAGCUGCAUGACAGAAUGAAGAAGCGGCUCAAUGCGAGAGGCAAAGACCUCCUCUACGUCACCUUUCAUCCGGCCAAGAAACCAUUUCUUCAGUACCAAGUCGACUUCUUGCAUCGAACUGUGAGAGACUUCUUCAUUGAUCGAGACGUAAUCGAGGAAACAAAGGCGAAAAGAAAGACUCCACACUUCAACGCGGCACUUUCACUAUGUCGCAUCAAGCUGGCUCUCAUCAAAACCGUGUCCUAUGCGGAAGGAGCGGUCGAUUACAAUGAGGUCUUUCUCUUCGCUGAUGGGUUGAUGCACCAGGCUCGCACGAUUCAACAGGCAUAUCUCAACAACAAUGGGACGUCUGAUAUCAACCCUCAAUAUCUAUCAGAUGCCUUGGAGGAUAUGUUCAACCGGCUAGACGCAUUGGAUCAAACGAACACAUUGAAUGCCAGAGACAAGAGUGUCCACUGGACGAACUUCAGAGAUAUCCCAAACGGCAAAUUCAAGGAAAAGCGGCAGAAGAACUUUCUCGCCUCUGCCAUAAAAGCGAGACUAUCCUUGCAUGCGAAGCACAAGAUCAACAUGGAUCUAGAUCAGGUUCAUAAGAAGACUGGCCGACCCUUGCUGGACUAUGCUUUGCGACCAACGACGGCGACACCUCUUGAACUACCUACUCAAGAAGGUCCAGUCGGAGACAUGGUUGAGUUUCUGCUACAAAAUGGAGCUGAACCGAACCAGAGCAUCGAGUUGUACGGCGGGAAGACACCUUGGCAACUUUUCCUAUCUGUCUGCUACGGCCACAAUCUCCAAGCCGAUAAGUCGAACCUUGAUGAGGAUGAGGUGACAGACACGAUUGUGGCGAUUUUGCUGUCGGGGGCAGAUCACAGAGUCAGAAUUGAUCUCAAUGGUGGUGGAAAAGCAGAUGUCCUAGGUGUUGCUCAAAGACUGGAACUUUCUAGGGCAAAAGUUGAGAGGAUCAAGAGCAUGAUGCACAUCGUUGUGAACUCGAAGCGGCUGGGCUUCAUUGGAACCUUCAGUUCUUGGUGGUGGAAAAAGUCUGAAUAA